AUGCAAACAGAAAUUCAUAAUGAGCGUGUCCUGAGAUCCCUUUGUCCUGGAGAUCGGGUGCAGUUCUCCAGAGGCUUAUAUAGCCACUGGGCUGUAUAUGUAGGCAAUGGGGAAGUCAUUCAUUACAGUAAAACGUACAUGCUAAUCAAGAAGGAAAACUUCUUCAGUGUGGCAAGAAAUCACAAAGCGUUGAAAAACAACAGUAGAAAAUGGAGGUACAGAAUUCCCCUGCCAGUGAAUGAAAUUCUGCAGAGAGCAGAUUCACACCUGGGGAGACCAUAUUAUAAUCUGCUUCUCGACAAUUGUGAGCAUUUUGUGAACUUGUGCUGCUAUGGAAGACGUGAGAGUGAUCAGGUUAAAAGAGCAGUGAUAGGAGUGGGGAUUGCAGGAUUUGGACUUGGAGUUUAUGCUGGAGUUAAUGAACUUAGGAAAAUUCAAAAGAGAAAGAGAGAACGCGAUGCUGCGCUACGCCAGAUGAAUGAGUAA
This is a messenger RNA of Candidula unifasciata, 486 nucleotides long. The record is from the annotation of a GenBank genome assembly. NCBI's taxonomy places the organism in Eukaryota, Metazoa, Mollusca, Gastropoda, Stylommatophora, Geomitridae.